Molecule: messenger RNA, 6266 nt
Organism: Elgaria multicarinata webbii
Lineage: Eukaryota; Metazoa; Chordata; Lepidosauria; Squamata; Anguidae
Gene: AAMP
Product: angio associated migratory cell protein
Exons: 11
Coding region: 28-1329 (433 amino acids)
Cellular component (GO): cytosol
Molecular function (GO): protein binding
Source: RefSeq, a predicted model, not a curated record
GGCGGUCGCGGGUGGGCUGGAGCCAGCAUGGCGGAGCCCGGGGACGGGGCGAGUCUGGAGGCGGCCCCGGAGGGGUCAGAGGCGUUCUUGCUCAUGGCGGGCGGAGAGGGGGACGCGGAGGAGAUCGUGGAAGUGGUGGACCUUGGGGCGCCUGGACCUGAUGAUCUGGCCGACGAAAUGGAAGAUGUGGAUUUAGAUGAAGAGGAGGGUGCUUGGGAGGCAGUGGAGGAAGAUGAGGGGGUGGAGGAAGGCAUGGAGGCCCCAGAUGACAGUGAGGUGACAUUCUCUAAGCACACAGCAUCCGUUUUUUGUGUCGGCCUCGAUCCCAAGACCAACACGCUAGCAGUGACGGGGGGUGAAGAUGACAAGGCCUUUGUGUGGCGCCUCAAUGAUGGCGAGCUCGUCUUUGAAUGCUCAGGUCACAAAGACUCUGUCACUUGUGCUGGUUUCAGCCAUGACUCUACGUUCGUAGCCACGGGUGACAUGAGUGGACUGAUCAAAGUCUGGCGGGUGGACACCAAAGAGGAGAUCUGGUCUUUUGAAGUGGGUGACUUGGAGUGGAUGGAGUGGCACCCUCAGUCCCACGUCCUCCUGGCGGGCACAGCCGACGGCAACUCCUGGAUGUGGAAGAUCCCUAGCGGAGAGUGCAAGACCUUCCAAGGGUCAAACUGCCCAGCUACUUGUGGCUACGUCCUCCCCGAUGGAAAGAGAGCUGUCGUCGGUUAUGAAGAUGGGACAGUGCGCAUCUGGGAUCUCAAGCAGGGCAACUCACUUCAUGUCCUAAAAGGUCAGGAUGGGCACCAAGGCCCGUUGACUUGCGUGGCCAGCAACAAGGAUGGCAGCCUGGUCCUGACGGGCUCCGUUGACUGCCAGGCUAAGCUAGUGAGCUCUGCUACUGGGAAGGUUGUGUCCGUGUUCAAGGCAGAGAGCGUGGUCCCCAAGCCUUCAGCAGGAGAAGCUGAGGAGGCUGAAUCCAACUCGGUUGAAUCCCUGGGCUUCUGCAAUGUGAUGCCGUUGGCAGCUGUUGGCUAUUUGGAUGGGACCUUGGCUAUUUAUGACCUUGCCACGCAGACUCUGAGACACAAGUGCCAGCAUGAGUCAGGGAUCGUGCAGCUCCUGUGGGAGGAGAGCUCCCCUGUGGUCUACACCUGCAGCCUGGAUGGGGCUGUGUGCCUUUGGGAUGCCCGAUCAGGCAAGCUGAUCAGUGAGUACCGGGGCCACACGGCAGAAAUCCUGGACUUCGCUUUGAACAAAGAUGCUUCCAUCGUGGUCACCACUUCCGGCGAUCACCAGGCCAAGGUGUUCUGCGUGCAGCGCCCUGACCGCUAACGGCGCUUCCCCCGGGCAGCAACUGGCGCUGUGAAGGAACGGGCCCAUGUGGAUGCAGGCGGCCGCACCAGCCGGACUGUGGUGGGGUGGGCACAGUGAGGGUAAACGCAUCUAAGGGGGGCAUCUAACCUUUUUUGGGGGGGGGAUCAUUGUUUUGUUUUAAGGGGAACGCUUUGCCACCCUAUCCCCUGAUCGCUCCAGGGCUAAUUUCUGGGAUUUUGUAUGAGAAGAUUUUAAUUAUUACACAUGCCCUGGUGCUUUGUAGAGUUACAAAGCUGUGAGAACGCAGGAGGUCCGAUCUGGGGAUGGAUCCUUGGCAUGUCAAGUGUCGGGGAAGGUGUGCCACACCUCAGAAGAACCUCUACCUUUUUUCCAGGCUCAGGUAUGGCUUCCCCUUGCCUCGCUUCUUUGAAGAAGUGUGCAGAAGAGGCCCCGUCUUCCAUGCCCUCUCCCCAUAAGCUGGGAAGGGUGGACUGCGUCACUGCUUCUGAAAGAAUGAGGAAGCAUGUCCUUUCCCUCAUGGAAACUGCGGCCCGUGGUGUUUGGACAAGCAAAUCCUGUGGCUGGGCAGUGAGAAAUCACUGCUGGCUUGAAUUCUGAUGCUCGCGAUUUGUCUGGGGAACAUAAUGUCUUGGGAGGCUGAAUAGGCCAGCCUGGGCUUGAUCGUUCCACCUGUUAGAAACAACGACACCGUGACUUAUUGAAACAAUCGGUCCCACCUUUGCUAUCGGAAGACACCAUGAUGAAAUAAGAAAGAAAGGUUACCAUCUUCGCAAGGGCCUGCUUUGGUUUUUUGGCCUAGUUGACUGUGGUCAAAUGGGCAGUCGGUUGAGCAGCGUCCCGGCCAAGGCUAGCCUUUGACGGAUGCCUGCCCAUGUCCCUGCCAAGGUGGAAAGUGGAACUGAAUGCACGUCAAGGGGACAGGAAGCCACUCCUGUCCCUCUACUAACCAGCUGAGUCAGAGGCCCUUGUUUUACAGUGCGCAAAGAUUCUUGAUUACAGUAGGGGCGGGCAGCUUGUAGACCAAACAACUGGAAGUCCACAACUCCCAUCAGCCCUCACCACUGGCUCUGCUUGGCAGGGCUCAUGGGAGUUGUAGGCCAAAAUCCCUGGAGGGCCACAAGUUGGCCACCCUGUCUUAUAGGAUAGCAGGCCUUUCCUUGUUAGCAGCCAAAUGUCUGACUACAGAUGCAGCUGUUCUGCACGUGGUUUGAUGCUGUGAUGGGGGGCUGCCUUUGUGCCAGGGCUUGUGCCUCAUGUGCUGACAGACUGAGCAAGGAGGAAGGGCUCUGAAUUAGGCCCUGCAUUUUUGCCAGCUAUGGUCAAAUUCCUUCCGUGCUGUCCUGUGCUGAGAGGGACAGGAUAGAAAGGAAGGGGUGUGUGUGUCUCCUAAGAGAACUAUAAGAGGGAGGGGUUCAUCAGGUGUAGUUUACUCAGCUUCUGCCCCAUAACCACUCAUGUCCAGGAGGCUUUUUCAGGGUCAUUCUUCACCAACUCCUGGGCGAAGGCAUUCCAGAGAAGUGGAGUGUGCCACGGGAGAGCGUGUGUCAUGCACCACACUCCCCACUGUUCUGGAUGAUGAGUCGCUCUUUGUGUAUUAUGAUCGCAACCCACUGGCAACCCCAAGCCAGCCAAGCCUUGCAUGGCGUUAUCUGUUCAGAGGACCAGCUGGGGGAGGAUUUUCGCAACAGUUGGGAUGGAAGGAUAAUCGGGUAUUCAUAACAAGGUGCCGUGUAUCUAUUUAGGAUCUAUCCGGUAGAUUCUCUUAGGAUAAGAGGAAGAAAAGCUGGAGUGAAGCUUGGUUCAGAGAGCCUGUCCCAGUCCCACUAGCAUCUAAUUUGAGUGCUCUCUCAGUGCCCCUUGAGUUGUUCAAAUGUUGUCUGGAAAAUAUGCUCUCUGCCCAACUCCUGCCCUUUGUUCUCCCUGGAGGGUUUGUUUGGAUUUUGAUACUUAGUAGGGCCUUCAGUCUUAUCCUCCAGUUGAAAUCAGAGUUAACCAAUGAUGGGAAUGGUGCGUUCUGACUAGUGCUGUUGACGCAGACUAAAUUCCAGCAGCAAAUUGCUGCUUUUCCCCAUUACGCCAAUUACAUUAGUGUACAAGUAUUGGUUUACACUAGGGCAACAUCAGUAAUGCCAGCAGGAGCGCACUGUUGGAUCCUCCCCUAGUUCUGUGCUGGCCUGCUGAGCCUUUGUUUGAUGAAAAAUAGCCAUGAUUUAAAUAGCACCUCUUCCUUCUGCUCCCCCCCCCCCAAGGUUGGGAACCUGCUCAAACUUUCCCACACAGGAAGCUCUUUAAUUUCCCCACAUCUCUCUUCUGGUGCUAUCAUCUUCCCAUUUGCCCCAGUAAUCUGGAAAAGAUGUGCACAUUGAUCUUGAAGGUGUCCGUCAAGUGUGUUUCAAUUUGUUUCUUGUUUUCAGGCCCAGUUUUAGUGGAAUCAGCCCAAUAAUUCUGCCUUCAGUAUCUGUCAUCUGGCAUGGGAGGGCCGGGUUGCUGUUUGCACACAACCUCCUGAACCAGCCUUCCCUCCUGAGUGGUUUCUGUCAGGGAGAUCUCUUUUCUCUCGGAUUUUGGUUCCCCCCACCCCACGCCUGAUUGUCCAGUAGACUUUGACGGCCUAUGCUUGAAGGGGCCUCCUGCCCUUUGUUGACGUAGGGGAAUUUGUAGGGUGGUGGAAAUAUCUCUAAUUCCCUUCCUCCUUCCACGCCCGUUCUUCACCGUUGAUUGGAAAAGCAGAUGGAUGCUUCUCUCAUGGAGUUAAGAGUGCUUCGGCGAUUUGAUGGAAGGAGUGCUAGUGUUACCCAGCCUGCUUUCUCAGCCCAGCUCACCCUUCUUAUUAAGCAUAGGCUCACUUCCCCUUGUCCUUCCUGAACCAGUCGCCAGAUGAUAGACCGAAGUCUCAUGAAAUCAGAGUGCCAUGUCACAAGUAGGACUGGGCAAAUCUGUCCGUUUCAGUUUCACUCAGCUUCGCACUUUCCCCCAACCUGGAGUUCAUUUUGUGUUUCUCCUAAUAUAUGCAGUUUGUACGCACUUUUGCCUAAUUUGCGUUUCUGACAAGUCAUUUCCCAUAACACAAUGUGUUUUUUGUACAUGGCUUUCAUUGAUGUAUGCAUUGUCAUGCACACUUUCCUCUAGUAUAUGCAUUUUUGUCUGCAGAGUUUUGAUUGGAAAACUGCAAUGAGAAAUUUGGAAGGGUAUAAAUAUUGAAGUAUAGCUGUGUUUUAGUUCAUGUAUUGGUUUGAGAGGGGGGAAAUAGGUAAGCUUGCAGAAGAAUUUCUUCCCCUAUCCCUAGUCAUGACUGUAGUUUUAGAGAAACUGCUACAGCGUUUGGUACAGUGUGGCCUUGCUCCUGCUGUGCCAUAAAAUCCUGAAUAUGGCUUGCCCUCCUAGGCCUGUGCCUCCCUGCAAAGGGUCUCAAGGCGUUGUUUGCAUUUUUCUUAGGGAAAUCUGCAACGUAACCGACCCUUACACUAGGCCCAUCACAAGCACCACCACUUGAAAACCUGAGGGAGGGUUAAUUAAAACCUUUCCCCUAGCUAUGAGGGAAACAGGUUUAAUUCAGGAUCUGCUCUAAAUAUACUGUGGGUAUAAUCUGGUGUGGGUGUUUCAUAAUUGUAAGGCAGGUAAAUAAUGCCAAGCUGACACGUGGUAUUUGGUAGCUAACAAAAUAAUAAGUGUAUUGUUCUUUAAAAGCUUUAAAUGAAAAUAUAAUACUUUCAAUCCUGCCUAAUCUAAACUCUCCACACAUCAACCACCUCACUGUCUUCACACCAAUCCUAAAUCCCUAGAAUCCAAACACCUCAAUAAACAACUCUCUCACUCAAUCCUCAAACUCACACCUCACAAACUCCCAACACUCUCCUUAUAUACUCCUUCCCCUGCAUCUAUUACAUCAUAAACCACACCCACUCAGUUCUAACAUUCCGUACUUUCCAGACAUACUAAUUCAGACAUAUACUGUAUAAUCAGUUGUGGGAUAACGCCACAAAAUCCUCUUCCUUUAGCUUAAUAUUUACCAUACCUCAGGUCAUAGUGGUGGGAGAUCCUAUCAUUCAGAGUUGCUUUCUUGGCCCCAUGAGGGGCACAAAUGCUCCAUAAGUGUAAAUGCGAGCCCUUAGAAAUGACCUAUAAUAUUUGGAAACGACAUGUGGUAUGGGCCUUCAGGGAUUCUACCACUUCAAAAUUCAGGCGGGAGAUCCUAUAUUCCACUGGAUAUUGGAAUAUAUGGUGUGUGGAGUGGAAGCCCCACCCCAUGCAGUCGCAACUCCUGUCUCUCUCAACCCUUAAGCAUGUCGAAGAGAAGGCUAGGUUAGAAUUCAUUUUUUGAAUAACAGCUUUCCAUGGGGAAGCAGAUGUUGAUAUAUUAAUGCAUUCAAUCCCCAGCGUCUACGUUUUCCAACCCAGCGGCCUUUAGAUGUGUUGGACUGCAAUUCCCAUCAUGCCCAGCCAACAUGCUUCUUUACAUUUUAAUGGUAGCUUUGGUUCAAGUGAAAUGUUUUGAGACCAGUGCAGGAAUAGUCAAGGGUGGGAAGGCGGAAUCUCCCAAGUGGCUGCAUUUCCUAGGAGUGGGCUUAAAUCUGUUUGUUUUGUUUUUCGUGGCCAAUUGACCUGCUUUCUCCUGGGUGUGCUCGAAGCUCUGUUAUGUUAGAUGACCAGAUUGCCUGCUCCAGAAAACAGGCAUCCUGCUUGUGUGGGCAUCCUCCGCCAUCAACGGUAAAGGAACAGCUAACUGUGUCACAAGGAUAAAUCAGGGAUACCAUGAGGACCUGGCUGAUGUCUUGUGGGGACUCAUGUUGAGAAUGCUGUGAGAUGGGUCUGUGCCCCAGCUCAGCUAAGGUAUUAAAACAAUCUCCGAUCCCCCAUCUGUAAAAUAAUAAUGCAGCCCUCCCUACCUCACAGGGGUGUUGUGAGGAUUGGUGAUGAUAAAGUGCUAUCUAAAA